AUGAGUGCCAAAGGAGAGACUUUUCGAGAAAUAUUUGGAGCGACCCAGCAAAGAAAAGAUUUACAUUCAAACUUAUCUAUUUUAAAUUUCAGAGAAUUUGACUUGGAUUAUAGAACAAAUUUUAGGACAAUUCAAACUUUUAUAGAGUUACACAAAGAAUUAUUAAAUAAGGCUAACACUGAUAUCGAAGAACUAAAAAAAAAUUGUUUAAAUGAUGAUUACUUGAUAUUUAAAAAAGAUGUUUUAAAGAGACUUAUUAAAAUUGAAGAUGACAUAAAAAAAUACAUUGCAAGGGAUCCCGAGGCAAUGGGUAUCGCCAGAUUUAUAAAGGACGGAUCGUGCUUGUCAUGUGCGACACCAGCCAUGAUGAAAACGACAAACACUGCUCCUGUAGGAAAAGAUGUGCGCACAAGUUGUGACAGCCGACUUAACCGUGGAACGUUACAAGAGCAGAGGAGAAAAACGAAUGCAAACAAGCCCACUGGUAAAAUUGAUGUAUUACCAAUUAAUAUCAAAGUGGAGCAGAAAAAAAGCAGUCCUGAUGUAGGAAAUUGUUACUACAAAAUAAACAAACUACAAAUGUACUUUAAUAGAAGUCCACACUAUAAAAGCUCCAGCUAUAAUCGGGUUUUAAAGGACAUACAGAAAAUGCACGAGGACGGAUCGUGUGUGUUCUGUAGCGUACCAGCCACGAAAACAACAGACUCUACUUUAGUCACCGUGAAAAAAAUUGAAAUUUAA
Macrosiphum euphorbiae (potato aphid) is the source of this 741-nucleotide messenger RNA. NCBI's taxonomy places the organism in Eukaryota, Metazoa, Arthropoda, Insecta, Hemiptera, Aphididae. The record is from the annotation of a GenBank genome assembly.